GAAGCGUGGAACCUUGGCCGCCAUGGCAAGGGAGAAAUUGUUUGAGCUAUUUGCACUUGUUUGUUGCGUGUACCAGGUGGUUUGGCCAGCAUCAAGUCGCCCGCACUCUCAUCCACGACUCCUCCACUCUCCACAGCCCCCAUCGACCCCGCAAUCAUGGCAAGCAAAGCAGCACACAAACGUCUCGCUAAGGAGUAUGUGAGCAUGCAGAAAGAGCCGCCGCCGUUUGUUUGGGCAACACCGGACGAAAAGAACAUCUUGACUUGGAAUUACCUUAUCGUGCGUUCUUUGAGCAGACAGCGCCAUUACUAUUGUUCAACAACUUCUGUUAUACAGCGCGGACCUCCUGAUUCGCCUUUUGCUGGUGGCGAGUAUCACGGUGUACUCAUUUUCCCUGCAGAAUAUCCCUUCAAGCCACCAGGCAUCAAGAUGUUUACUCCUUCCGGUCGAUUCCAACCUGACAAGAAGAUUUGUUUCUCCAUGUCUGAUUUCCAUCCUGGUACUUGGAAUCCCGCCUGGAGUGUCGCCACGAUACUCACAGGAUUACUGUCCUUCAUGCUCUCCGACGAGAUGACCACUGGCUCGGUGACAUCCUCAGAUGGUCACAAGCGAGCCUAUGCUGCUCGAAGUCACUCUCAUAAUUUGACACAACCAAGAUUUAGAGAAGCCUUCCCAGACUACUGUACAGAUACUCCCCGAGAUCUACCAAAUAUGGGCGAGCAGGAGAGAGGGAAACCAGAUACGGCAGCCACACCCACUUCACCUACAAGCCCUAGUCCGUUUUCUCCCUCUAUCUCGAGAUCUACCACAGCGACGCACCAGCUGCAGGUGUGUGAUAGACGACCAGCAGCACAGGCUCCCGCUGCCACGACGACGUCGCACGCAAGCGAUGUCGUAAAUACUAGUAGCUUGGCAUCUACAAACAAGCCAACUACGACACCGCAAGGGUGGACAGGGCAGCUGCGCCAGGUUUUGUGGGAGAAAUGGAGAUGGGGUGUGCUGAUCGCUUUCGCCGUCAUUGUGUCACGGCUGUCAUCGAGUCCUUGACAUAUCAAGGACUGUGACUACCCUGUGCCAUAUUUUUUUCUCUUCUCAUUUUUUUCAUGAUUGGAUAACAAUAAA
Suillus discolor is the source of this 1122-nucleotide messenger RNA. RefSeq names its product UBC-like protein. The transcript has 7 exons. The coding region runs from base 157 to 1047 and encodes 296 amino acids. Lineage: Eukaryota; Fungi; Basidiomycota; Agaricomycetes; Boletales; Suillaceae. The record is from RefSeq and is a predicted model, not a curated record.